CAUCAGCAAAGCCAGUAAAUUCUCCGUUUGUUGGACAAACGCAUUCAGUUGAAGGUGGAUCGCGUGCGCAGACGGUUGAUAUUAAUAGUCCGAUACAAAGAAGUCAGAAAAAUAAACACCAGCAACAACAGCAAACGUCACCCGAAUUUGCAACGGCAAUCAAUCAAUUGAAAGAGCAAUUUUGCCAAAUAAAUUUAAAGCAAACGCCGCAAACGAACGGUGUCGUCUCCUCCGCCGCUCCGUUGUCGUACGUCGCGCCAACAAAUAGUCAUCACACGAAUCUUUUGCAUAAUAAUUGUGCUGCAACUUCGAACCCCGUAACAACAAAUUCGGCAAUUGUUGCUGGUCAACAACAACAACUACAACAAGAACAACGAAAUUUUUACAAUAAUUUGCCUCAAACGAAUUUUACGAAAAGUGAUUUUCCAACAACAAAUAGUGAAUUGAAAUCUGUACAACAACAGCAGCAACAACAACCAACAAAUUGUCACAACAAAAAUAAUACGAAUAGUAGUGGUGUAGUGAAAACAACAACUUUGAAUUUGCCCGUGACAUCAUACGCUGCCACACAACAACAACAGCAACUCCAUCCACAAGAGUAUCCUGUUGAACAAAUUUAUUACACCAACAACAACAACACCAGUGACAACACUGAUACCUACACAUACACAUAUAAUCCACAGGACUACGACGAAAACUUCGACGAAGACAUGGAAGCUGAACGUGAUUUGGCCGAAGAUGCCCAAUGGAAGAAGAUCCAACAGAACACCUUUACCCGCUGGGCCAACGAACAUCUGAAGACCAUCGAUCGCAGCAUUAGCAAUCUGGAAAGCGAUCUCUCCGAUGGUCUGCGACUGAUUGCCCUCAUCGAAGUGCUGUCACAAAAACGCAUGCCCAAAUACAAUAAAAGGCCAACAUUCCGUUCACAAAAAUUGGAAAAUGUCUCGGUGGCAUUGAAAUUCCUCGAAGAUGAGGGUAUCAAAAUUGUUAAUAUUGAUUCUUCGGAUAUUGUUGAUUGCAAAUUGAAAUUGAUCUUGGGCCUGAUAUGGACUUUGAUUUUGCACUAUUCCAUUUCUAUGCCAGCCUGGGAGGGUGAAGAUGAUCAACAAUUGAAUGGUUCGGGACCAACACCGAAACAGAGACUGCUCAAUUGGAUACAUGGUAAAAUACCCGAUUUACCCAUCAAGAACUUCACAAAUGAUUGGACCAGCGGUAAGGCUGUUGGUGCCUUGGUUGAUGCCUGUGCUCCAGGUCUGUGUCCCGACUGGGAAAUGUGGGAUCCCAAGGAUGCUGUACAAAACGCUUCCGAAGCCAUGGGUUUGGCUGAUGAUUGGUUGAAUGUGCGCCAACUGAUCAAACCCGAAGAAUUGGUCAAUCCCAAUGUUGAUGAACAAUCCAUGAUGACAUAUUUGUCACAAUAUCCCAAUGCCAAGUUGAAGCAAGGAGCUCCAUUGAGGCCCAAAACUAAUCCAAAUAGCAUUCCUCCACCGCGAGUACGUGCUUAUGGUCCAGGUAUUGAACCCAUUGGUCCAGUUGUGGGAGCUCCAGCCAAUUUCACUGUGGAAACUUUCUCAGCAGGCAAAGGCCAAGUCGAUGUUGAGGUCAUCUCCCCCGAUGGUUUGGUGGAAAAAGCCGAUGUCCGUUUCAACAAUGACAAAAACCUCACCUAUUCCAUUUCGUAUGUACCCAAAAUGGAAGGUGAACACAAGGUGAUUGUAAAAUUCUCUGGACGUGACAUACCCAAGAGUCCCUUCCCCGUUAAGGUUGAGGGUCAUGCCGGUGAUGCCUCUAAGGUUAAGGUCACUGGACCCGGUAUCCAACCCAGUGGUGUGGUGAUUAGCAAACCCACCUUCUUUGACAUCCUUACCCACGAUGCUGGUCGUGGUGUCCCUGAGGUCAUUAUCAUUGAUCCAGCCAAUCACAAAACCUCUGUGGCCGCCAAGGUUAGACAAUUGGAAAAUGAUGUCUGGCGCUGUGAAUAUGUUUCGGCCUUGCAAGGUUUACAUUCGGUCAAUGUUUUCUAUGCCGGUACACCCAUACCCAACAGUCCGUUCCCAGUGAAAAUUGCCCCACUGUCGGAUGCCAAACGUGUUAGAGCCUCCGGCAGAGGUCUACAACCGAAUGGUGUACGUGUAGGCGAUGAUGCUGAUUUCAAAAUCUACACUGAAGGUGCUGGUGAAGGUUUGCCCGAGGUUAGAAUUGUCGGCCCCGGUGGUAUGAAUGAAAAUGUGGCCAUGACCAAAUUGGAUGCCCACACCUAUGAGUGCCAUUAUUACCCCAACAAAGAGGGUAGAUAUGUUGCUGUCGUUACAUUUGCCGGCCAAGAGAUCAAUAAGUCACCGUUUGAGGUUAAGGUCGGCCCCAAGAAGGAGUCCAAUAUUGUAGCCUUUGGCCCUGGUUUGGUGGGCGGUGUUGUUGGCUAUCCGGCUGCCUUUGUGGUUGAAACCAAUGGUGAAACUGGUGCUUUAGGAUUUACAGUAGCUGGUCCUUCUCAGGCUGAGAUAGAAUGUCACGAUAAUGGUGAUGGUUCCGCUUUGGUCAAAUAUCAUCCAACGGCUCCCGGUGAAUAUGCUGUGCAUAUUUUGUGCGACAAUGAAGAUAUACCCAAAUCGCCAUAUAUUACACAAAUCCUACCCAAAACCGAUUACCAUCCGGAAAAGGUAAAGGCCUGGGGUCCUGGUUUGGAAAAGAAUGGUGUUUCGAUAAACGAACCCACAAGUUUUACUGUUGAUGCCACCCAGGGUGGUCCAGCACCCUUGGAUGUUAUUGUUGAAGAUAUCUAUGGCAAGAGAUUGCCGGUGGAUGUUAAAAAUCAACCAGAUGGUACUAAAUUGUGUACAUACACACCAGUGUCGGGAACACCACAUACCGUGGAGGUUAACUUUGGUGGUGUAGCUUCAGCCAAUUCUCCCCACCGCGUCUAUGUUGGCUUGCCUGUUGAUGCCAACAAGGUCCAGGCCUUUGGCCCCUGGUUCCAACCCGGUGUCCAUCCCAAUUCCCCCACCCAUUUCAAUGUUGAUUGCCGUGAUGCUGGUGAGGCUGAAUUGAAGGUGAAAAUUGUCCAUGAAGAAACCAAAGUGGAAAUCCCCUGCCGCAUUAUCGACAAUGAAGAUCAAACCUAUUCCGUUGAAGUUAUACCCCCCACCAAGGGUGCCUAUACCACAACCAUGACAUACGGCGGUCAACCUGUGCCAUUGGGCCAGAAAGUAAUGGUUGAACAACAAAUCGAUGUGUCCAAGAUCAAAGUUGAUGGCUUAGAACCAACUGCACCAUUAAAUAGUCUCCAGCAGUUUCGCAUUAUUACCCAUGGCCUGCCGAAGGCCGAUUUGGCGGUAACCAUAACCAGUCCCUCUGGCAGCCGGGUUAAGGCCCAUGUCAUACCCACAGCAGAGGGUUUCCUUGUGAACUUCACGCCCACCCAACUGGGUGAAUAUUUGUUGAGUAUAUGCUUUGGCGGCACACCCAUUACGCCAAGACCAUUCCGUUUGCAAUGUCUGAGUGGCAGUGAUUCGAAUAAGGUGCGAGCCUUUGGUCCGGGACUGGAGAAAGGUUUGGUGGGACAACCAGCUGAGUUUAUGAUCGACACACGUGGAGCGGGCCAAGGUGGGCUGGGUGUCACCGUAGAGGGGCCCUGUGAAGCAGCCAUUAACUGCCGCGACAACGGAGAUGGCACAUGCAAUGUGGCCUAUUUGCCCACCGAAGCCGGAGACUAUACUGUAAAUAUAACAUUUAAUGAACGUCACAUAAAUGGAUCACCAUUCCAACCGAUUAUAUUUCCCUUGCCGAAUCUCAGCAAUACACGUGUUAGUGGUAUCGGCAUACAGCCACAUGGUGUCAUCAUGAAUGAAAAAACCGAUUUUAUGGUGGAUAUGAGUAAGGUGGGUGCCAACAUUGAUUCCAAGAAGCUCUCAUGCUCUGUCUUCGAUCCCAAGGGCCAAAUGUUGCCCAGUGAAAUAUUGCCUGGACCAACAAAUGAUGUCUUCCGCAUCAUGUACACACCCUUCGAAGCUGGCCGUCAUACCAUUGAGCUGUUAUACGAUAACAUUCCCGUGCCAGGUUCACCAUUUGUGGUGAAUGUCAAGAGCGGUUGUGAUCCAAGCCGUUGCAAGGCCUAUGGCCCAGGUUUGAAGAGAGGUUUCGUAAAUGAAAAGAACAAAUUUGUCAUCGAAACAAAAGGUGCCGGCAAGGGUGGUCUUUCGCUGGCCAUUGAAGGACCCUCUGAGGCUAAAUUGACAUGCAUCGAUAAUCGUGAUGGUAGCUGUGAUGUGGACUACUUGGCCACCGAAGUGGGUGAAUAUGAUAUUUCAAUACGUUUUGCCGAUAAGCACAUACCCGGCUCCCCAUUCACUGUCUAUGUGGAAGAACGUUCGGAUCCCUCGAAAGUUAAGGUAUACGGCCCUGGCAUUGAACAUGGCGAAGUACGUGAGGGUGUACCCACCCACUUCUUUAUUGAUGUACAAGAUGCCGGUCCCGGUCGCAUUGCUGUGAAAAUCCAGAAUUCCGAAGGCAAACCCAUUGAAGAUUUGCGCGUAGAAGAGAAGGGUGAUGGUAUCUAUUGCGUCCAUUAUUCUCCACCCAAGGAGGGUUCCGUUUUGACAUGUACCAUUACAUUUGCCGAUACUGAAGUGCCAUGCAGUCCCUUCGUUAUGACCGUAUUCCCCAAGUCCGAACCCCACAAGGUCAAAAUCAAGGGCGUCAAUGACAAGAAGAAAACACCUGCCUCCCGUCCAGCUGAAUUUGAAGUUGAUACGAAAAAGGCUGGACAAGCCGACAUUGAUGUUGACAUUAAAAAUCCCAAGGGUAAGGCUGUCAAGCCUCGUCUGCAAGAAAUCAAUGAAGGUACCUAUGUUGUGUCCUUUGUACCCGAUGAAUGUGGCACCUAUAUGGUUAGCAUUAAAUAUGGUGGUCAAGAGAUUGAGGGAUCACCCUUCAAAUUGGAAGCCUUCCAAACGGGUGAAGCCAAAAAGUGUAAACUUGUCGAAGAGGCACCCAAAAUUCAACCCUCUGGCAGUAAGAGUCAUUUAACUGUGGAUGCCCGUGAGGCUGGCGAUGGUGCUGUGACCUGUAAGAUUGCCUCUAAAACAGGAAAGGAAAUUGUGGACAUUGAUGUUAUUGAAAAGGAUGGCUUCUUUGAUAUCUUCUAUGCCUUGAAUGAUCCCGGAGAUUAUGAUAUUAAUGUGAAAUUUGGUGGUAAAGACAUACCAAAUGGUAGCUUCUCCAUUAAGGCUGUCGAACAAUACAGUGAAUACAUUGAAGAACAUACACAGGUUAUUAAGACCACAACGCAGGUAAGGCGACAGAAUAAAUUUCAGUUUCAAGGGUUUAUUAAGACUACCCAACAACAACAGCUGCUGAACGGUAAAAGCGAAAGUAACUUUAGACCCGUCGCAUUUGAGAAGUUCCCAGUACCAACUACCGGUGGAAUCGUUGUUGCUGAAGUCAAAAUGCCCAGCGGAAAAAUUGACAAGCCCAUUAUUCAAGACAAUCGUGAUGGUACCGUUUCGGUUAAAUACGAUCCCAAAGAAGAGGGCUCCCACGAAUUGAUUGUCAAAUACAAUGGUGAACCUGUUCAGGGAUCUCCCUUCAAAUUCCAUGUGGAUUCAAUUACCUCUGGUUAUGUUACAGCCUAUGGUCCCGGUUUGACUCAUGGUGUUACUGGUGAGCCAUGCAACUUCACCAUCUCAACUAAAGGUGCCAGUGCUGCUGGAUUAACCAUGGCUGUUGAAGGCCCCAGCAAAGUUGAUAUUAACUAUCACGACAACAAAGAUGGUACUGUGUCGGUGCAAUAUCUACCCACUGCUCCUGGCGAAUAUCAUGUUUCGGUACGCUUUGGCGAUAAACACAUUAACGGCUCCCCCUAUGUGGCCAAGGUUACAGGCGAAGGCCGUAAACGUAAUCAAAUUUCUGUAGGUUCCUGUUCGGAGGUGACCAUGCCUGGUGAAAUUACCGAUGAUGAUUUGCGUGCCUUGAACGCUUCCAUUCAGGCUCCCAGCGGUCUGGAGGAACCUUGCUUCUUGAAACGCAUGCCAACCGGUAAUAUUGGUAUUUCCUUUACACCCCGUGAAACUGGUGAACAUAUGGUUUCUGUGAAACGUAUGGGCAAACAUAUUCCCAAUUCACCAUUCAAGGUGACCGUUAUGGAACGUGAAGUGGGUGAUGCCAAGAAAGUUAAGGUUUCUGGAGCCGGUUUGAAGGAGGGCAAAACUCACACUGAGAAUGUGUUCUCCGUGGAUACCCGCAAUGCUGGUUACGGUGGUUUGUCCGUCUCCAUUGAGGGUCCCAGCAAGGCUGAAAUUCAAUGCACCGAUAAGGAUGAUGGCACCUUGAACAUCUCCUACAAACCCACUGAACCUGGUUAUUAUAUUGUAAACUUGAAAUUCGCCGAUCACCAUGUUGAAGGCUCCCCCUUCACUGUUAAGGUUACCGGUGAGGGCAGCAACCGUAAACGUGAAAAGAUCCAACGUGAACGCGAUGCUGUUCCCGUCACUGAAAUUGGCAGCAAAUGUAAAUUGACCUUCAAAAUGCCCGGCAUUACCUCCUUCGAUUUGGCUGCUCGUGUUACAUCGCCCAGCAACGUGACCGAAGAUGCUGAGAUCCAGGAAGUUGAAGAUGGUCUCUACUCCGUGCACUUUAUCCCCAAGGAAUUGGGUGUCCACACUGUAUCUGUACGCUACAAGGACAUGCACAUCCCCGGCUCUCCCUUCCAAUUCACCGUUGGUCCUUUGCAUGACUUUGGUAGCCAUUUGGUUAAGGCUGGUGGUUCUGGUUUGGAGCGCGGUCUUGUUGGUGUGGCCAACGAGUUCAAUGUCUGGACUCGUGAAGCCGGCGGUGGCUCCUUGGCCAUCUCCGUUGAAGGCCCAAGCAAGGCUGAAAUUGAGUUCAAGGACCGCAAGGAUGGUUCCUGCGAUGUUGCCUACAAAGUUACUGAACCUGGAGAGUAUCGUGUUGGUUUGAAAUUCAACGAUCGUCAUAUUCCCGACUCACCCUUCAAGGUUUACAUUUCUCCCGAUGCCGGUGAUGCCCACAAACUGGAAGUCCAGCAAUUCCCUGAAGGAAGCAUUCAAGCUGAUGCUCCUUAUCAAUUCAUGGUACGCAAGAACGGAGCCAAGGGUGAAUUGGAUGCCAAGAUUGUUGCUCCCUCCGGCACCGAUGAUGAUUGCUUCAUCCAAACCAUCGAUAGCGAUAUGACAUCGGUGCGUUUCUAUCCACGUGAAAACGGUAUUCAUGCCAUCCAUGUCAAAUUCAAUGGUGUUCAUAUUCCUGGAUCGCCUUUCCGCAUCAAGGUCGGUAAGGAUGUGGCCGAUCCUGCUGCUGUCCAUGCCAGCGGCUCGGGUUUGGAAUGUGUAAAGACAGGUCACAAGGCUGAUUUCAUUAUUAAUACCUGCAAUGCUGGCGUUGGUACAUUGUCGGUGGCCAUUGAUGGUCCCUCAAAGGUGGCCAUGGAUUGUACUGAAGUUGAGGAGGGCUAUAAGGUACGCUAUACUCCAUUGUUGCCCGGCGAUCAUUUCAUUUCUGUUAAAUACAACAAUAUUCACAUUAUUGGCUCACCAUUCAGAGUUAGCUGUGAAGGUGACAAGAUGGUAGAUGAAGGUGCCCAAGAAACCUCUACCGUCGUUGUGGAGACCGUGCAAAAGGUUGCCAAGGGUGGCAAGAAUACCGGUGUUGUCAUGCCUGCCUUCAAAUCAGAUGCUUCUCUGGUAACAUCCAAGGGUAUGGGUCUUAAGAAGGCCUUCAUGGGUAAAACCAAUACCUUCACCAUUAGUGCCACUGAAGCUGGCAACAACAUCCUCUAUGUCGGCAUGUACGGACCCAAAGGACCCUGCGAAGAAUUCAGCAUUAAACACACCGGACGCAACAACUACAAUGUCAGCUACAUGGUACGCGAUCGUGGCCAAUAUAUUUUAAUAGUCAAAUGGGGUGAUGAACAUAUUCCCGGCUCACCUUUCCAAAUUGAUGUCUAAGUCGUGUUAUUACCACCUACUCUCAACCACUACCUAUACACGUACAUACAUAUAAACCAGACCAAGAUGGUCCUGUAUUUUUCUAUUGAAAAACAAAAUCCUUAAAGCAAACAAAGUUCCACACUUCCAAUUGCCCUGUUUUAUAUAAAUAUAAGUUUGCUUUAAACCAAAAGUUUCUUUAAAAAAUGUAUCCAUGUUUUUUCUCUUUUGUUUUGUAAAUUAAUAUGAAAGAUUUGUUGCUUAAUUCUUUCAUAUGCUCGAAAAUUAAAUUAAAAAAACAUCCUUGUCUUGUUAGUUAAAACUGAAUGUAACUGUCGUUUUUUUAAUUUAGAUUUUAAAUUAUAUUUUCAUUUUUUAAAAGUUAAUGUUCUUUAUUAUUUUUUCAUAUAUAACGUUCAUAUAUAUUUUUAUUUGUUUUUAUUAAUUGAAGUCCAUUGAAAAGCAAUAUAAUUUAAAAAAAUGAUAUUUAAUUCUCUUUUUUAUUGCAAGCGAAAAAAUCGCUACAUCAAUUAUAUAAUUUAAAGUAAAAAGUGUAUUUCUGUUAUCCAUAUUAUACAUUAUGUUUUUUUUAUGUUUUUUAAUGAUAUUUUUUUCAAACAUACAUAUAAAAUAAUUAUUUAUAAAUAAAAAAAUAAACAAUUAAAAAAUUA
Messenger RNA from Musca domestica (house fly), 8611 nucleotides. RefSeq names its product filamin-A (gene cher). Bases 711 to 7961 code for a protein of 2416 amino acids. The transcript has 20 exons. Gene Ontology annotation, molecular function: actin filament binding. The record is from RefSeq and is a predicted model, not a curated record. Lineage: Eukaryota; Metazoa; Arthropoda; Insecta; Diptera; Muscidae. Gene Ontology annotation, biological process: actin cytoskeleton organization.